Messenger RNA from Diversispora eburnea, 846 nucleotides. The record is from the annotation of a GenBank genome assembly. Lineage: Eukaryota; Fungi; Glomeromycota; Glomeromycetes; Diversisporales; Diversisporaceae.
AUGGACAUGUUGUAUGAAGGUCAAGAUAUUGGUGAUUCAUCUCGUGAAGUUAGCACUAAUAAUAAUAGAAAUGAUACUUCUGAAUUGGAUAUCGAAGAUGAAAUAUCUAUUCCACCUUCCAAUAUUGAAGCAUUAAUAUCUGAUCCAUGCAUUCGAAACUUCACACGUGAACUUGAAGGUGAUAGUUUUUAUCACGGUUCCGUAGCUAAUUUUCAAAAAGUCUUUUAUUUUAACGGUGGCGAUUCAUAUGCGAUUCCACAUAAUGGAACUCAAGUACAACCAACUUCUUUAAACAUAGCUCGUGUUGUUGAAUGUUGGCUUAAAGAGAAAUUGUUUCACAGACAACAAGAAUUUAUGCCCAUUUUAGAAGAAUCCCCACUUGUUGCAACUCAAGGGAUCAUAUCAAAAUUGAAAGAAGAAUUCCGUCUACUCAAUGGACUAUCAAAAGUAUCGAUAAAUAUAAGAGUAGGUCACAUUUACCUGCUUCAUAUGAUUGGUGAUGAAAUUGUAAUGUCUCGAAAUUAUGAAGCCUUAGCUCAACUGUUCCCGUUGUUUGUUAACGUUUCUAUCAAAGUACAACCACAUUCGGCCUUUACUCGAAACCAUCAUAACACGUGCAAAGUUUUGGUCGCCGUUGAACGUAUGACAAUGAAUGGUCACGGUGAUAUUCUCUCACCAUUUGGAUAUAAUUAUCAACAACUAAUUGAUGGAACUACUGCCAGAAGAGUUGCUUUCUCAGCGGAUGGACAAUUAUGUUGUAUAUUAGAAGAAGUCGAAGCUGACAAAAAUAAUAUGAAUGGCACGAAUUACUUUUUUGGAGGAGUUCCUUCUGUAAAUAUGAAUUAG